This is a messenger RNA of Anopheles bellator, 2387 nucleotides long. RefSeq names its product N-acylneuraminate-9-phosphatase. The transcript has 3 exons. Lineage: Eukaryota; Metazoa; Arthropoda; Insecta; Diptera; Culicidae. The record is from RefSeq and is a predicted model, not a curated record. Bases 1 to 864 code for a protein of 287 amino acids.
AUGCCUAUUUAUGUGGCAGACCUGCUGCACCGUGAGCAUGGUUUGGACCGCGUGCUGGCGACCGAAACGGCCAACAACUAUCUGGCCGCUUUUCGGCGCUGCCCGGACAAUCCGGACAUGGCGUUGGUGCAGUGGCGCUCGCAGCUCUGGAACGACGUGCUGCCCGUAACGCACCAGCACCUGGCCGGUGAGCUAUACGGUCGCUGGCUCGAGUGGCGCUUCCGCUACCUCGCGCUUCCGUCCGAAGUGCAGACGAUGCUGCAAACGCUGCGCCUGCAGUAUCUACUCGGCGUCAUCACCAACGGGCCGACCGCUGCGCAGUGGGAGAAGAUUGACAGACUAGCGUUGAAUAAAUACUUUGACUGCAUUUUGGUAUCCUCUGACUUACCGUGGGCCAAGCCCGAUAGAAAUAUCUUUUACGCAGCUUGCCACUAUCUAGGUGUUGCGCCCGGCCAGUGCGUCAUGAUAGGAGACAAGCUCGAGACCGACAUUCAGGGCGGCAUUGAGGCCAACCUGGGAGCAACGGUUUGGCUGCCGCUGCCCAUGGAGCAACGCCUUUGCGGCGAUCGCACGAUAGAUGACGUUCCGGAACACGUGCGGCCCGACGCUACGGUGGACAGUGUGCUCAAACUACCGGGCUUGUUGCCACCGUCCACUUCAUUCCGUGUACGAGGCACCGGGGCCAUAACGACGACGGCCAUGGAUGAACGGAUGCGGCAGCAGAAAACUACGCGCAAUCGGGCGGCCCAGUACAACCGUAUCCUGCCCGACAUACCCGAUCUUUACAGCUCGUACAGCAGCUCCAGCAACGACUGCAGCCAGCACAGCAACGGCAGCACCGGAAGCAGCAGUAGUAGCAGCUGAAUUGUAGGGCACCCAGCAGCGGCUGGUUUUUUUCAUGGCCCCGGGCCAUGGUGAGGAUGCACGGUGGAAGGAAUGGAAUGGAAAGAUGAAGGGUCGUCUUCCACUUGCUAGGAGCAUCGGGCGCGGUCCGGGUGUGUUAACUACGUACCUCCUGUUCUUCCGGGCACUGCUCGACCGACCGACCGACCGACGGACGACAGAAACACCUCGCUCCGAGUGCACUACCACUGUCUGCGUCUCCCGCGCGUUCAGGUCGUCCUGUAAAAUGCUUUUGUAUAACUUUAAUUUGUAAUUUCCGAAGCGCUAUCUUUGUCACCUUCGCCCAAAAAAUAUGUGCUCACUGCUGUUGUGUCAGCCCUGAAGUCGUCGCUGAAACCAGCGGAGGUUGCUAGAGAACAGCAAAGGUUGCUAGAAGACAAAUGCAUCGGCAGAGCGAAACAUGUACACAUGUAGAUAGAAUCUAAACAACUUUUAUACUACACACUGCACAGGCCAUCGAAGGAGGCGGCACUUGGGCCAUUAUUGCUAAACUUUGCUUCACACUAGGGAUGACGGCGCUCUGCCCAUUGGCAUUGCAUAUUUGUCAAACUACUGAGUGCGUAAGUCUGGAGAGCGCAGUGCGUUCUAUUCGAGUUCUUACAUAGGAAAGUACCUGAUCUGACCGAGAAACAAAUAGCGCAGCAACUAAAAUAAGGCCACUUUGAGGGGCUCUUAUCAAAACCAAACACAUAAGAAAACAAAUAGAGUAGUAUCUUAUUUUAAUGAAGCAAAAUAUUUUCCUCUGUCACUCUCUGUGGGCAGAAAAGCAACCGAACAAAAAUUUCAAAAGAAAUCCCCAAAUCAAACAUGAAAAUCCCCAAUGUGGUUAAUGGAUUACGACACUAAGAGAGACUUGAAACCAAAACUAACGAGAAUGUAGAAUUCUCCAACCUUCUCACCACAUUUCCAUUCUUAAAAGCAAGAAAAGGCCUGUCGUCGAUCGUAAACACUACAACGUACGUGCCAUUGAUGCCAACUGCACUCUACUUUUCCACGAGAAUAUCAUGUAGUAUCACAGUAAUUGCGGAUACCAUGGAAUCGGAAUAUUGUACAACAGUGUUAAGGCUAAAAGAUGAAGGUAAACGUAAAACUAGACACACGGAACACGACAUAGAAUGUUACGCGGAAAAUUGUAAAAAUUGUAAACCGUCGGCAAUCUAUCUGGCGGUUUGGAACAGAUAGGAUCAAAAAACGGUUCGGUUUGGUGGGGUACUGGGGGACCGUUUUUGGAAUGCAAUUAAAAAUUUUUUUCUUAAUAACAAAAUGACUCAUAAUUUGGGCGUUCACGUUCGCGGUCCACCAUUCAUUCAUUUCGACACUGGAUGACACAAUCUUUUGAUGAAAAAGGAUCGAUUCGGUACAUUAAACAGUAAAAGCGCGAAAUGCAUUUUUACAUAAUGUUCAUUUUUGUCUUUUUAUCUUAGUGUUAUCCUGAAAUAUGCUUUUACUACUUCUCAAUAAAGGAGCUUUGCUUUUCCUCGGCA